GACCCGGAAAUACGCAGUCAAACGAAAAGAGCGCCCUGCCGAAGGUUUUGAAAAACAGACGUUGAACUAAGCCUCGGACUCCUCCCCAUCCCUCCGCGGUCGUCGUCGCCCCCCUCGCCCCCCCCCCACAGCCCCCAUGAGCUUCAGCCCGGGGGUGAGCGACCCCUCGGGGGCCAGCGUGAUCCAGGAGCAGAGGGACCGCUGGGCCCGCAAGAGGAGCCGCGUGGCCCGUGAGCUGGUGCUCACCGAGCAGCGCUACUGCCAGCAGCUGGAGCUGGUCAACACCUACUUUGUGGAGAUUCUGAAGGCCAAGGAGACCCUGAGGCCGAGCGUGGUGGAGUCCGUCUUCAGUUCAAUUAAAGCCAUCCAUUCAGUAAACCAGUCUCUGCUGGUGCAUGUGGAGAAUGGCUACCUUGGCCGCGGCUUCGAGCAGUUCUGCCCCCAACUGCCCCACUACAACGUCUACGUGGACAACAUGUACGACGCCAGGAAGGUCCUCGCGGCGCAGCUGAAGAAGAACCGUGGCUUCAGACGCUACAAGGCCCUGCAGGAGGCCCGCCCAGAGUUCAGAGACUGCAAGCUGGAGGACCUGCUCAACCUCCCCGCCCAGCGCAUCCACCAGUACAAACAUUACCUCCAGGAUCUGACGGAGACCACCAGCCCGGAAGACCCCGAGUUCCAACAGCUCUCCGGGGCGGCGAGGGCGGUCUCGGAGGUGUCCUGCCGUAUCCAGGACAACGCCCGCAGCCACCAGAACCACCUCCAGCUGCUGCGGGUGCAGCGGCUGCUGAAGGGCCGCCGGACCAAGGUGCUGGCCCCAGGGCGGUGGUACAUCCGGGAGGGAUGGCUGCGGCGGGUGCCCACCAAGGGGGCGGAGGCCACGCCCCGGAUGUUCUUCCUGUUCUCGGAUAUGCUGGUGCAGGCCAAGCGCUGCGGGCCCCCCCACGGGGGCAAGUUCUCGGGGCAGCACGCCUACCCCCUCCAGGACUGCACCGUGGACAAGGUGUUCGGCCACACCCGGAGCCAGGGAGGCCUGCUCAGUCUCUCGUUCCCCAAGGCCAAGCUGCUGCUGAUGUCAUGUGACCAGGAGGACAUCAACGACUGGCACCAGAGCCUCACGUCCGCAGUGGGGAAGCUGCAGUCCAAGAACACAACUGUCCACCAACGGGACGAGCUCUGCAGGCGGCCGCUAAGGCCCGCCCCCGACCCCCCGCAGAACGCAGGACCCCCCCCCGCCACCGACGGCCCCCCCGGGAGGAAGAGGAACAAGGCGAGCUGUGAGCCCACGGAGCGCGCCCGGACCCCUCCCACCCCCACCACCUCCACCACGGGCCCCGCGGAGCCCAAGAGGAUGAAGCUCGCUGGCGCCCCCGCCGGGAGUGUCCCUGAGCCUUCAGCCUCCAACUGUGUCAUCCUGUGAUGGACGAGGUCAGGAGAAUCCCUAGGUCAUGUGACGUGGGUCAAAUCAACAAUUAUGUAUCAAUUUAUUUUUUAAUCUUUUUCCCCAUAUUCAAUUUUUUAUAUGGAAACAUUAUACCAUUGGUGCCAAAGACAAAAGUCUUAUCCAAUUGAUUUUGGAGACCUUUGCAUCGCUACUAUGACGAUUAUUAUUUUGAUUAUUAUUAUAACUACUACAACUAAAGCUUCAGCUGUGUGUCCCAUGUGCAAUAGAGCACAUUUGUGUGCUUUCGAGAGGACGCCGGGAAAUCGAUUAUUGAUGACUAAAAGAAAAAAAGAAGUGAAAUCGAUUAUCUUGAGUAAAGCGAGCUGCUUUUAACCGAAUGGGUGCAUGUUUACCAGCUGCACCUCAUUCCACCACCGCAAUGUGAUGAUACUAAUCUAUUUUAUGAACUAUUAUGUGAUUAUUUUAUGCUACUGUAAAUACACCAAUCCUUGGAUAAACCUGACAGUUUAUCCUUCGACGUAUCACGUCGCUUUUUUAUCUUUUUUUAAUCAUGACGUGAUUUUUGCCUUUCUGAUUAGGCUCUAUGUUUUAUACCGAAUUUCGGAUUUUUGUUAGUUUUUUCUAUGCUGCUAUCUGUUACACUGGUCAAAAAAUAACAUUCCUACUGCCAUUUAUCAAUAAAACUCAAUUCUAAAUGUUGUGAAAUUCUGUCUUUUGU
Gadus chalcogrammus (walleye pollock) is the source of this 2123-nucleotide messenger RNA. It is a transcript of the gene arhgef39, whose product is annotated as Rho guanine nucleotide exchange factor (GEF) 39. Gene Ontology annotation, cellular component: plasma membrane. Gene Ontology annotation, biological process: positive regulation of cell migration. Lineage: Eukaryota; Metazoa; Chordata; Actinopteri; Gadiformes; Gadidae. Gene Ontology annotation, molecular function: guanyl-nucleotide exchange factor activity. The record is from RefSeq and is a predicted model, not a curated record. The coding region runs from base 137 to 1420 and encodes 427 amino acids. The transcript is spliced from 12 exons.